AAAAGUUUUAAACGUUUUAAACGUUUGUAAUUUUUAUUUUUUUGAAAUCGUUUCAUAUACGAAUGAAUAUUAAAUAAUAAUUAUACGCUUCUGUCUACAAUAAAUUGCUGUUUGAAAUAUUCAAAGUAUUAUAAUUCCUGUUCAACUGACGAAAACGCAAUGUCAUCUAGUACAGAUGAAGAAUUGGACAUGUUGUCGCCCUCAUUCAAUCCGAUCAAAGCUCUGUACGCAAAAGACGUAAAGGUGCCUAGCACGACUGCUCAACCAUUAGACAAUAUAUCAAAAUUUGAACUUACUCCUUCAGGAGAAGUCUUAAUCAAACCUGAUAGAAUCAGAAAAGUUAACGAAUAUAACAUCAAACCAAUAAAACGUGAUUUAAGUGGAGUGGCCGGCACAUCUCAAGUAUCAUUAGUUCAACGGAUUAUUAAACAGAGACGAACUGUAUUGGCACGUAUGUCAGAAAUUAGCAAAUCUCGUGGGCCACUAUCUCGUAUUGCAACGUUUUGUUACUCAAAACAACGUGUCAAAGUCUACAUACGAUCGGCUGUGUCUGUCCGAGGUCACUGUGAAGGAUACAUUAUUGCUUAUGACAAACAUUGGAACUUAGUGAUGGAUGAUGUAGAUGAAGUAUGGACGAGAAAAAACAAAUACAAAUCAUUAGCGUUCGGCGACGCGAAAAGUCUUGUUGAUCCCGUGGAGAAACCGUACGCAGUCGUCAAGAGGAUUCGAGGACACCAAGUGUGCCGGAGGCACGUACCCCGAUUUUUGGUCCGUGGAGAGCAGAUUGUUCUAGUGGCCAAAUGUCGAUCUUGAAUAACGAUACUAUACAACAAUAUGAUUAUGUUAAAAUAAAUGUAUAUUUUUUA
Rhopalosiphum padi (bird cherry-oat aphid) is the source of this 866-nucleotide messenger RNA. RefSeq names its product small nuclear ribonucleoprotein Sm D-like protein (gene Lsm11). Gene Ontology annotation, cellular component: U7 snRNP. Gene Ontology annotation, biological process: mRNA 3'-end processing by stem-loop binding and cleavage. Gene Ontology annotation, molecular function: U7 snRNA binding. The coding region runs from base 160 to 813 and encodes 217 amino acids. The record is from RefSeq and is a predicted model, not a curated record. The transcript is spliced from 5 exons. NCBI's taxonomy places the organism in Eukaryota, Metazoa, Arthropoda, Insecta, Hemiptera, Aphididae.